Messenger RNA from Bipolaris maydis ATCC 48331, 1636 nucleotides. RefSeq lists its product as uncharacterized. Lineage: Eukaryota; Fungi; Ascomycota; Dothideomycetes; Pleosporales; Pleosporaceae. Gene Ontology annotation, biological process: sulfate assimilation. The record is from RefSeq and is a predicted model, not a curated record. Gene Ontology annotation, molecular function: 3'(2'),5'-bisphosphate nucleotidase activity.
AAAGUAGCUUCUAACACGCCCAUCACCUCAUCUGAACAAAGCCAUUGAACCCAAUUGUCUUAAUACCGCCGGUGGUAGCCAUUUUGCAAUACGUAUCACACAUAGUGGACAUUUUAUUGAUCCCCACGAAUUUACCCUCGCAAUGGCCUAUACCGCAGAGCUCCGACUCGCCCUGCGCGCCGUCCACCGUGCAUCCAUCCUCACCAAGUCGGUGCUCCGGAACCUCUCCAACAAUGUGUCUGCCGAAACCAAGGCAGACGACAGUCCCGUCACGAUUGCAGACUUUGCCGCACAAGCGCUUCUCAUCUCCGCACUUCAUGCCGUGUAUCCUCACGACGCCUUUCUGGGCGAGGAGAGCGCAGAUGCACUGCGCCAAAAUGAGGCCCUGGCUGACCGGGUAUGGCAGCUUGUACAACAGGCAAAAGAGGAGGCUGAUGCGCGUGUGGCUGCAAACGGCAAAGAUGAGGAGGCGACUGCGAGCACGGCUGCUGCGCACGACCUGAACGAGGGCCCAGUGCUAGCGUUUCCCGCAUCCAAGGACGACAUGUUCGAUCUGAUUGACCGGGGCGGCAACGGCCAAGUCACGGCAUCAGGACGUGUCUGGGUCAUGGAUCCUGUCGAUGGCACUGCAACGUUUAUGCGGGGCCAGCAGUACGCCGUUUGUCUGUGUUUGCUCGUCGAUGGUGUACAGCAAGUAGGCGUGAUUGCGUGUCCGAACCUCGCAUUCCCCCUGCAAGGCACCCUGGGCUCGAUACGCAUCACCGAAGACGACGUCGACAGCGACGGUUAUGGUGUGGUUCUUUCCGCCGUCAAGGGUCAAGGCACGUUUUUGCGUACCAUGGAAGCCAGUGGUCCUGGAGCCCACGCCCGACACGUGGACCUGACUACGCUACCGCCCAAGCAGACCUCUGACCUAAACUUUGUCGAGGCCACGAUUGGCAAGACGUCGCUCUCGCAGACUGAACACGAAGCCGUUGCCACUGCCCUCGGUGCAAGCUGGCCAGGCACCGUGCUCUGGUCCCAGCAGAUGAAAUACGUGGCUCUCACCCUCGGCGCAACAGACGUCAUGGUGCGCAUCCCAAAGACGCUCGACCGCUUCACUUGCAUCUGGGACCAUGCCGGCGGCCACUUGCUCUUCCAGGAGGCUGGCGGCAUCAUUAGCGACUUCCGCGGCGAGCAGAUUGACUUUUCCGCUGGCCGCAAGAUCAAAGGUGAGCGCAAUUGGGGCAUGAUUGCAUGCAUGCCGGCUGUGUUUGACCAAGUCGGUACCGCCGUCAAGCACGUAUUGAACCAGCGGGACGACAAGAAGAGCUAGAAGCCAACGAACCGUUCUUUCAAUCCCACCCCAAAAGUAAAAAAAAAAAAGGGUUACUAGCUCCCCCCUCCCCACCGCCAACCAUACAUGUGCAUGUGUGGUUACCCAUUGCCACUCUAUAAUGGACAAUGGCAAUGUAGCAUCGCCCUUUUUUUCCGUUCCAUUUGAACCACAUGCCAAAUCAUUCCCCACCCCAAAAAAUACCUUCAAUCAUGCCAUUUUCCUCUCUCUCUCUCUUCCCGUAUCAUCCCUCACGCUAUCUACUUACUACCACAUCAUCAGCACCCUCUACUACCUAAAAUAAAAAUAAAACCGGGGCCA